This is a messenger RNA of Lampris incognitus (smalleye Pacific opah), 498 nucleotides long. RefSeq names its product rho-related GTP-binding protein RhoE-like. Gene Ontology annotation, molecular function: GTPase activity; GTP binding. The record is from RefSeq and is a predicted model, not a curated record. Lineage: Eukaryota; Metazoa; Chordata; Actinopteri; Lampriformes; Lampridae. The coding region runs from base 148 to 498 and encodes 116 amino acids. Gene Ontology annotation, biological process: small GTPase-mediated signal transduction. The transcript has 3 exons.
GUAGGAGGGGACGGCAGUCUGGCGUGGCGUUAACCGGAGAGUCCGCAGGAGCACAUCUGGCCCCGCUCAUACCCCCUGGUCUCCCGGACUCACCCCCUUCCCUUUCCUCUUUUCUCUCUCUUUUUUUUUAAACUCUCAUUCAAAUCGAUGAAGGAGAGACGGUCGUGCCAGAAACUGUCUCUGAAAGCCGGGAUGGACCCCUCGCAGAGCGUCAAGUGUAAGAUAGUGGUGGUGGGCGACAGCCAGUGUGGCAAGACCGCGCUGCUGCACGUGUUCGCCAAGGACUGUUUUCCAGAGAGCUACGUCCCCACGGUGUUCGAGAACUACACGGCCAGCUUCGAGAUAGAGACGCAGAGGAUCGAGCUCAGCUUGUGGGACACCUCAGAUAUCAGAGGCUUUUAUGAUGAUGAUGAUGAUGAUGAUGACGAUGAUGUCAUGCUCUUGAUCACACAAUCACACGAAUACACGACUUUCCCCUGCGACCCUGAACUGGAUUAA